Dendronephthya gigantea is the source of this 2314-nucleotide messenger RNA. RefSeq lists its product as uncharacterized. Lineage: Eukaryota; Metazoa; Cnidaria; Anthozoa; Malacalcyonacea; Nephtheidae. Bases 193 to 1233 code for a protein of 346 amino acids. The record is from RefSeq and is a predicted model, not a curated record. The transcript is spliced from 5 exons.
UGUCGCCAAUAUUACAAACGGACUAUACUAUUGAGUUUCCGUUAUACUCCAGACGUAAACUACAAUUCAAGGGGUAACGACGUUAUAUGCAAUCCAGUCGAUUGUGAAAGCUAAAAAAAUUGAAUAGAAGGACAUUAAAUUGUUGAUAUAAUUGUACUCCGAGAUAUGUUGCUAAUGCGGUUGUAAGACAAAAUGUUGCGUUUCAUUAGGACAAGAAACUUUCCCGGACGAUUUCUUGUUCUGUUAUUCCUGCCAACUUUUGCAAAAUUAGAAGAUGAGUACUGUAGGCCAGAAGACGCUACGAAUAUGGCAGUAUCUUUUCGAUUAUUGCAGAAAGAUGCCUGCUCUGUCCCGAAAACUAGUCGCAUAUCUGAAGCCACAUACAGUUUAUCAAGCAGCUGCGCUCAGAAAUGUUUGCAGGAACCUUUUUGUGUUGGGUAUAACUUUAAGAAUAUGCUAAAGAAAACGAACUCGAACUGUCAGUUAGCACACGCUCUGAACUACAACAUGAGCAAUUGUAACAUAGACGACGAAGGCUGGGUGUUUUAUCAUUUGCUUGGGCAAAGGAAGGUGCCUUGUAGUAAAAUGAAAAAUUGUAAAAAUGGAGGAAAAACAGUCAUUGAUCUUAACGAUGGACCUGGAUCAGAUCCUUACAAGUGUAGAUGUGAAGGAAAAUACAAAGGAAAUCUUUGUGAAUAUGCUACAGACCUCUUCUCUGAAUCCACGAUACUGUCUGGAAUACUUCACUUAUAUCAAAAUUUGCUACAAACAUGGAUCGGAAGAAGCUAUAAUACAUUGCUUUGUUGGCGCGCAAGUAGAGAUGGAUGGGCAGCAGCUACUUUCCACGCAAGAUGUGAUCACAAGAAACCAACUGUAACAUUCAUUAAAGUUGGUGUAUAUAUCUUUGGUUUCUACGUUACAGAGUCUUGGGAUGGAAGCAGCUACAAACAAGCUCCUGGUUCUUUUAUUUUCUCGUUACGCAACAAGGAAAACCUAGCUCCAUUUAAAGCUCCAUUGAAGAACGAAAAUGAUGGCGCCGCCAUGCAUGCCACUUCCACUUAUGGACCAACGGUUGGAAAUGGUCAUGAUGUUCACAUCGCCAACAACGCUCAUUACAAUACUGGCUCCUACACAUAUUUUGGGCAUGCUUAUAAUUAUGAAUCCAAACACAGCAUCCUGGCAGGGACCUACCAUUUCACACCUUCUGAGGUGGAAGUGUUUCAUCUUGUAUAAACGCGAACAUAACGUUGUCUGCAAAAGAAAAAAGUAUCCCAUUUUAAUAGUAAGGAAUGACAUGUAAUUUCUUAUACCUUCUUUGGUUCUUAGGGCGCUUUCCUUUAUACGUUAAAAACUGAUUUCGGUGCAGACAAUCUAACUCUGCAUUCAAGUGUAUCGUUAUUUACAUCCGCCUAGCACAGGAAAUGUAGUUUCGAUAACCGCUAUAUUCUUAACGAAAAAUUCCAUUUCAAUUCAAAAUUUCACCGGUCUGAGUUUUGUCCGCGUAAAGGAAAGCAUCCUCAGUGUCACAUGCUUACACUUAUUAGAAAGCCACCCUGCGUGGUACAGGCCUCCAGGGUGCUAAGGAUUUCGGACACCUAAAAUAAACUCGUUGAUAAACAGUUAAAAUUGUCCCUAUCAUUUCAAUCUACCACAAGAAAAAUAUAUUGACCUAAAGCCGAAAAGGAUUCCACUCCAUGAGCCGUAUGGGAAGUUCCACUUAAAUCACCAGCGUACUAGAAGACCUUAGAAUCUGUGAUGAUAUACUGCGUUGAAAAUAGCGAUAAUCUCUGUUCAUUUUAUUCAUUGUACCUCGAACAUAUUUGGCUGAAACACUCUUUAGAAUAAUGGCUGCUAUAUAGUAACUAUAUUAAAAACUUGAUUUUUAAAAGCAUCACAGUAGCGUCGACCUUGCGACCUUUGCAGUACAAAGUACUUCAAACUGAGGCUGAGCUACAGUAAACAGUGGCCAAAAAAUUUUGUUCCAGAUAUUUUCUUCAUUAAACAUUGCAUAUACUGUAUAUUCAGGGCCGUAGCUAGACCGAUUGAUUGGGGGGGUGUAUAUAUUCAUAUAUUCAUGUUUAUAUGCCAUAGGAACAAUGGCAUACAAAAGAAGUCAUUCGGGCAAAAACGAAUUAUAUGAAUAUGCACCCCCACCCCAAUUAAACUUCUAGCUACGGCCCUGUGUAUAUUUAGUUGUUUAUAUAGUAUUUAGCAUGCAUGCAGCAAGCGGAAUUUUAUGAUAUCUUACCACGGUCGCGAAUCCUAUAUUUAUGCUCGAGCGAAAGCGUAUAUUUGUUUGUUUUUUUAAGAUUUA